Molecule: messenger RNA, 499 nt
Organism: Paramuricea clavata
Lineage: Eukaryota; Metazoa; Cnidaria; Anthozoa; Malacalcyonacea; Plexauridae
Source: the annotation of a GenBank genome assembly
AUGGCGAAGGCGUCCAUGCGGUUAAUUUUACCUUGCCCACUGAAACUAAUAUAAAUGAUGACCCAUCCUUAGUGCACUUAACGAAAGCAGUAGAAGCUGGAUUUAGUCUAGAAAUAUUGAAGAGAAACUCAAUGUUAAAAUAAGUGAUGUUCUUGACGAUCUGAACGAACUAAAGGCCCGGUCUGAGCCUGUCUCCGAGCGAUUAGUCAAUGCAUUGCUUGAAGAGAAUACUAAACUUAAGAAAGAUAAAGAUGUACUAUCUGAGAGACUCAAUAAUUCGUUGCUUGUUAUAUCGGAUCUUAACACCCGUAUUAAGGACAUUGAAAACGAGAAAUUUAGUUUGAUUACAGCUAUUAGACUUAUUCAAUGCGCAGACAAAAGUCAUGUUGACUCAGCGGUAACGGCAGCGGAGCAGUUGAAGUCUGAUGACACUAACGUAUUUAAUCAACAUGAUUUAUCUCAUAAUUUAAGUAUGAAUGAUGUCGAAGAGUCGAUUCGG